UUAAUGUGGCUCGUGCACGCCCACACCCAGCUCGGGUGGAGUCGGCAUAUAAAAUACCAAGUGCGAGGAAUGUGCAGGUUUUUCCUGCUUCUACAGACAAAAGUCUCUGUUUCAAAUUUCCUCUGUUAAACCACAAAAAAGUUAGUUACCAUGCCGUCUGAUCUGGAGAGAGCUAUGGAAACGCUGAUCACAGUUUUUCACCGAUAUGCUGGAAAGGAGGGCAAUACCAAUACACUGAGCCGCAAAGAGCUCAGGACGCUCAUGGAGUCAGAGCUCACCAACUUCCUUAAGUCUCAAAAAGACCCUGCCACCGUUGACAAGAUUAUGAAAGAUCUGGACGCCAAUGGGGAUGGAGAGGUGAGCUUUGAAGAGUUUGUGUCCCUUGUGGUUGGUCUGUCCAUUGCCUGUGAACAGUGUUACCAGCUGCACCUUAAAGGAAAGAAGUAAAGAGAGAGAGCUGGCGAUGAUUUUCUACUGACUGUUAUUGUAUAAACAAGCUUUAAUAAAUGAAAUUGCAAACCA
Messenger RNA from Tachysurus vachellii, 522 nucleotides. It is a transcript of the gene s100a10b, whose product is annotated as S100 calcium binding protein A10b. NCBI's taxonomy places the organism in Eukaryota, Metazoa, Chordata, Actinopteri, Siluriformes, Bagridae. Bases 151 to 447 code for a protein of 98 amino acids. The record is from RefSeq and is a predicted model, not a curated record. Gene Ontology annotation, cellular component: cytoplasm. Gene Ontology annotation, molecular function: calcium ion binding. The transcript is spliced from 3 exons.